Rhinolophus ferrumequinum (greater horseshoe bat) is the source of this 3250-nucleotide messenger RNA. RefSeq names its product LUC7 like 2, pre-mRNA splicing factor (gene LUC7L2). The coding region runs from base 937 to 2112 and encodes 391 amino acids. The transcript has 10 exons. Gene Ontology annotation, biological process: mRNA splice site recognition. Lineage: Eukaryota; Metazoa; Chordata; Mammalia; Chiroptera; Rhinolophidae. Gene Ontology annotation, molecular function: mRNA binding. Gene Ontology annotation, cellular component: U1 snRNP; U2-type prespliceosome. The record is from RefSeq and is a predicted model, not a curated record.
GUUCUAAAAGUUUCUGUAAUAUAUAGGCUGAUAUUUGAUAGCUGUGUAUAUUAUUUAAUGCAGUUAGCAAAUGUGUAGAGAGCCACCACUUACAUGCAGUGAGAAGUUGUUUUAAAAUACUUUCUGGCAUUUAUGGAAACUAAUUUUUUUAAAGCUCAUCAGGGAUAAUGUUUGCUGAAUUCGUAUUUGGAAUUGUUCAUAUUUUAUUUGACAGCUGUGUCUUCAGGGCACAUGUAUCUUAAUAUUAGAUUUAAUGCGAUUUCUGAAAUAAAAACAGUCACCCUACUUGAGGAAAUGUUUGCUUGGUAAAAUUUGUGUGAAUCUUGAUUUUACUCUAAGGCCUGGCUUACAAUCUUGAGCCAUUAAUAUGUAGUUCGACAAAACACUGCUGUUGCAUUACUGAAAAGCUUAGAUACUUGUAGCAGGGAGACUCCUAGAUAUAGAAGGUAUAUUUUUCCUCUACUUAAAAAAUUUGUAUUUAAAUUUCUUAGUAUAACUUGGGUACAGAUUUAAAAUAAAACUUCUUUUUAAUAUGUUAGGAAGCAGAAAGCCUCUAAUACAGCAUUGUCAUUCUGGUGUGAGCCUAUCAUCAUACCUACCAGGCUAACAUGAGCUUUAAGGCCCUCACCAAAGUCUCAAUGAAAUAUAUAUUUUUAAAAAACAUUUUGUAAAAUCCCAGGUGGUCCAAGAAGCACUAUUCCAGAGCGCUAGCCUUGGACUUUCACCUCCGGUCAGUCAUAUUUUUCUCUUAGCACUCAUUAAGUUAAUAGUUGAAAAAUAAAACACCCUGAUUUUGUUCACUUUUGUUUUCAUAUACAAGAAUCUUUACAGUCAACAUGUACUUCUAGAUGCUGUAUUGAAAUUGCUGGCACAGUCUAUUCCAUACAAACUGAACAAUCUGGCCCCUUGUUUUAUUUGUAAAGGUUCAAUGUAUCUAUGCCUGCCUACUUCAGUCUGCAAGGGAGUGUCAGAAAGGCCCCGCAUUCGCCGAGCCGAGAUACUACUCGUCAGCGAAUCAAAUUCAGUGAUGACAGAGUAUGCAAGAGUCACCUUCUCAACUGUUGCCCUCAUGAUGUCCUCUCUGGGACUAGGAUGGAUCUUGGAGAAUGUCUGAAAGUCCAUGACCUGGCUUUAAGAGCAGAUUAUGAAAUUGCAUCCAAAGAACAAGAUUUUUUCUUUGAACUUGAUGCUAUGGAUCAUCUGCAGUCAUUCAUUGCAGAUUGUGAUCGAAGAACAGAAGUGGCUAAGAAAAGAUUAGCAGAAACUCAAGAAGAGAUUAGUGCUGAAGUGGCAGCAAAGGCAGAACGUGUUCAUGAGUUAAAUGAAGAAAUUGGUAAAUUGUUGGCCAAGGUGGAACAACUAGGAGCUGAAGGGAAUGUGGAAGAAUCCCAGAAAGUAAUGGAUGAAGUAGAGAAAGCACGGGCAAAGAAAAGAGAAGCAGAGGAAGUUUAUCGGAAUUCUAUGCCAGCUUCCAGUUUCCAACAGCAGAAACUCCGAGUCUGUGAAGUCUGCUCUGCAUAUUUAGGUCUUCAUGAUAAUGAUAGGCGACUGGCUGAUCAUUUUGGGGGUAAACUGCACCUGGGAUUUAUUGAAAUAAGAGAGAAGCUUGAAGAAUUAAAGAGAGUUGUAGCUGAGAAGCAGGAGAAAAGAAACCAGGAACGCCUGAAGAGAAGAGAAGAAAGGGAGAGAGAAGAAAGGGAGAAGCUGAGGAGGUCUCGAUCACAUAGCAAGAAUCCCAAAAGAUCCAGGUCCAGAGAGCAUCGCCGACAUCGGUCUCGCUCCAUGUCACGGGAACGGAAGAGGAGAACUCGAUCCAAAUCUCGGGAGAAACGCCAUCGCCACAGAUCUCGCUCUAGCAGCCGAAGCCGAAGCCGCAGCCACCAGAGAAGUGGACACAGUUCUAGAGACAGGAGCAGAGAGCGAUCCAGGAGGAGAUCCUCAAAAGAAAGAUUCAGAGACCAAGACUUAGCAUCACGUGACAGAGACAGGAAUUCAAGAGACAGAUCACCUCGUGACAGAGAUCGAAAAGAUAAGAAGCGGUCCUAUGAGAGCGCUAAUGGCAGAUCAGAAGACAGGAGGAGCUCUGAAGAGCGCGAAGCAGGGGAGAUAUAAUUAGCUGUGUACAUAUCCUCAAUCCUUAAGCUUCCAAUGGAGUUACAUACUAUUGUUUAGUUUACAGCUGUUCGGGGUGACACAGUAAGCAGUUCCAGACACCGGUCCAGCUAGGCUAGAUGCACAGUAUCUCAGUGGAUCUGAACUGAACUUGCUUUCCUUGAUGAAGCCUAAAACUACAUCCAUAAUUUCUGGUGAACCUAUAAUACAAUUCUGAACGUACCAUUUUAUAUACAACGCUGAUGUCUUUAUUCUUUCUAGUAGGAGUGAUAGUGAAUGAAUUGUUACCUGCAUUGGGAUUUUUUGAACAUUUGUAAAAUGCUGUCUUUGUUUCUAGUCCAAACAGCAGAAGCUUUGGGAAUUUUCCUUUUUAAUUCUUCUUCCUCUGACUUUUGUAUCCCCUAGUACCUCCACCCUCUAAUGAUGAGAGAAGAGGGUCAGGAAGCUAUGUAACUUCUAUUCCCAUUAUUAAUUAACUAGCUGAUUACAGUUCAGAGCAUUUAUACUGGAAUGUGUGCUGGAGGAAUUUAAAUACUGGGAGUUUUUUUGUUUGUUUAACGGUGCCUACUUAGAGUUGGAAGUUGAACAGCUAUUGCAUUAUAUACUUUGCUUUUUUUAUUGAAAAUUUGAGAUCAAACAAGUCUUGAUUUUUCUGUUCUAUUGAAUUGCUAUGUUCAGGGUGUUUUGAAAAGGGGGGUGGGGGCAGGGACUUUUUCAUAAGCACUUCUUGUUUUAUUUUGUGUGUGUGGAGUAUAAAGGCUACACCCUUAUUGUAAAAAAUAAUAAUAAUAAAAUGGAAGAAACAAUCACCACCACCAUCAUUAAACUGUAACUUGUCUAGUAAAUUGUCACUAGAACUAUUUGCUGUGGGCAUUUCUUCUAUUCUGUUACAUCAUUAAUAGUGCCUUACCGUGCAAGGCACCAAAGGAAUAAAUACACGCUUGCAAAGAUUCCAGAUGAACUGUUGUCCCACCGGGAUCCCUUGCUGAUUAUAUUCCAGCUACUUUGGGGCCGUUUGUAACAACCGCUAUAGAGAAGGACUGGAUCUGCAGAAGAAACUGGGUUUUUCAUUUGUUUUCUGUUUUGUAUUUCUUCUCAUUCAGCAAACUGAAAUAAAAACAUGGUAUAACCAACUUAA